Molecule: messenger RNA, 1010 nt
Organism: Hippopotamus amphibius kiboko
Lineage: Eukaryota; Metazoa; Chordata; Mammalia; Artiodactyla; Hippopotamidae
Gene: KLK4
Product: kallikrein related peptidase 4
Exons: 5
Coding region: 1-765 (254 amino acids)
Biological process (GO): extracellular matrix disassembly; amelogenesis; proteolysis
Molecular function (GO): serine-type endopeptidase activity
Source: RefSeq, a predicted model, not a curated record
AUGACCACAGCAGGAAACCCCUGGGUCUGGUUCCUGGGGCACCUCGUCCUCGGUGUCACAGGAUCCCUUGUCUGGGGUGGCGGCAGCCGCAUCAUAAGCGGCGAGGACUGCCACCCGCACUCGCAGCCCUGGCAGGCGGCACUGCUCUUGGAAAACAAACUUUUCUGCGGGGGCGUCCUGGUGCAUCCGCAGUGGGUGCUGUCAGCCGCACACUGUUUCCAGAAGUCUUAUACCGUAGGGCUGGGCCUGCACAGUCUUGAGGCCGACGAAGAACCAGACAGCCAGAUGAUGGAGGCCCACUUCUCCAUCCAGCACCCAGAGUACAACAAACCAUCUUUAGCCAACGACCUCAUGCUCAUCAAGUUGGAAGGAUCGGUUCCCCAGUCUGACACCAUCCGGAACAUCAGCAUCGCCUCGCAGUGCCCGACCGCUGGGGAUUCUUGCCUGGUUUCCGGCUGGGGUCGGCUAGCGAAUGGCAGACUGCCCACAGUGCUCCAAUGCGUGAACAUCUCAGUGGUGUCGGAGGAGGUCUGCAAUGAACUCUAUGCCUCCGUGUACCACCCCAGCAUGCUCUGCGCUGGCGGAGGCCAGGACCAAAAGGACUCCUGCCAUGGUGACUCUGGGGGUCCCCUGGUCUGCAAUGGGUCCCUGCAGGGCCUUGUGUCCUUCGGACAAGCCCCGUGUGGCCAACCCAACGUGCCAGGCGUCUACACCAACCUCUGCAAGUUCACAGACUGGAUACAGAAAACCAUUCAGGCCAGUUAACUCCCGGGACUGGGACCCAUGAAAUUGAACCUCCAAAUACACGCAGCCAAAGGAAUUCAGGAAUCUGCGUUCCCAGUGCCUUCCUCCCUCAGACCCAGGAGUCCAGUCCCACCAAGAAUCUUUUUCUGUACACAGUGCCCCCUGGUGGCACAAUGUUGACCCCGCCUUACCAUUGGUAGAGAAAGUUCGUUUUUCACUGUACUUGUCCCUUCCCCUAAGCCCAGAAAUAAAGUCUAAGAGAAGCA